AUGGAAGAAGCCGGUCUACCUCAGUCUGAGGGUCCUCCUCCGCUGCCAUACUCUUUGCGCCAACGGAAGAAAUCCAUUGCGUUUUUCUGGACGCUUUUCGUGAUCGACACCCUCGGCCAACCGCUGAUCUUAUACUGGGCGCUGAAAUACUGCACGAGUUUGUCGCUGAAUUUGGUCUUUUCGAUUAGUACGGCGGCCCUAGGCGGUAUUUCGGUCUUUGAAUACUUUUAUCGACUGUAUAAUCUUAUGCGAAAGGACUCCCGAGCUCGUCCUCUGAAUGCGCGCAAGUCAUGGCUCGACUUUUUCCACAUCAACUUUACCAUUGUAUGGCUGAUUCUAGCCGUUGAAUUGAUUGUGGGAACCGUCAGCCCGGACCCUCACGUUCGCCUACUCGCCAUGCCACUCCCCACCGUCAUGUUCUACUUUGGCGGCGUCCACCUGACGCUUGACAUCCUCCGCAUGGCCGGCUUCAAAGCCCCUUUCCGCAUUUCCUCCACCCACCAGGGCUCCGCCAUGCCCACUGCCCUGUACGUGCUUGUCGAAGAUAUCGUGGCCGUCGACGGCGGCGGCGGCCAAAAGUUUCGCUACGCUCUGCGCACUCGCUACCUGUCGAGUCCGUAUUUCCGGCGCAUGCUGUUUGAAAUGAACUGCUUCUGGGCCGGCGGCUCCCUGGUUGCGGCGGCUGCUAUUACCGCUAUUAUCUUUACGACGUCAGAGGACGUUGCCUACACACUGGGCUGGUCCCUCCCCUUCGCCUGGGCCACUGUUUGGACCCUCAUCACUUUUCCAUGGGUGCAAGCCGAACUGCGCCGCGAAAAGGAGACAUGGGACCGCGUCCGGCACUUUGGCGGUGGCGAGCCAUUUACCGACGACAUCACGGUGAAUCCGCGCACGCGCUACAACUCAUUUCAGGCUCGUAUUCUGCCUUUUGGGGGGCGUGAGAAACAGGUGCAGGAUGGUCCUUCGCCGCCGGGUUCAUCGACUGUCACUGAUGAUACGAACACGCAUGCGAAUACUACUCUUACUGAUGAUAACAACAAUACUCAUAAUCAUAAUCAUAAUCACACGAACUCUAACGACAACACUACUGGAUCGAAAAUCCAAGACGACGACAACGACAACAGCAAUGCGCAACCAGAUGGUGUCGUCGCUGGCGACGAAACCCCCGUCGAUACUCGCGAUCACGACCACGAAACACAAGAAAAAGAACCCAAGCCGGACGUUUGA
Messenger RNA from Talaromyces rugulosus, 1227 nucleotides. RefSeq lists its product as uncharacterized. Lineage: Eukaryota; Fungi; Ascomycota; Eurotiomycetes; Eurotiales; Trichocomaceae. The transcript has 6 exons. The record is from RefSeq and is a predicted model, not a curated record. The coding region runs from base 1 to 1227 and encodes 408 amino acids.